Haliotis rubra (blacklip abalone) is the source of this 8977-nucleotide messenger RNA. RefSeq lists its product as uncharacterized. The transcript is spliced from 10 exons. The record is from RefSeq and is a predicted model, not a curated record. Lineage: Eukaryota; Metazoa; Mollusca; Gastropoda; Lepetellida; Haliotidae. The coding region runs from base 271 to 1782 and encodes 503 amino acids. Gene Ontology annotation, molecular function: GTPase activator activity. Gene Ontology annotation, biological process: signal transduction.
AUUGUCUACUUCCGGGUCACGUAGGUAGCUAUCUGACCGUUACUCUCAAUUUCUGGACGUUUUUGGACACUUUUAGGCAAACAUGUAGCCAUUUGACGAACAUAUACCUCAAGGGUGAACGGAUCCCACCGUGUGACACAGGAGACCAGACACAGUGAGAAUUGGAUACCGCGUGGAAGCGCUGCAGACAAUGGACUGGUUGGUGCCAUAGCUGGACCCGGACUCUUGUCCUGGUGUGUGUCUUGUGACAUCAUUGUGAUACGUUCACACAUGGCCAUGCUCCGCGUGUUGGGAGGCUGUGUCUCAGACAGAAGCUCACGAGCAGAGAGCAGGCGUGCUCAUGUACUUCCUUUUGAUCUGCCUUUACACAAAGCUUUGAAGAAUGGAUAUCUUCCUCUGCCUUUUGUUGAAAUGCUAGUGCACAUUGCCCAGGAGGGGGUAUGCACUGUGGACCUCUUCCGUCGCCCUGGAAACCCAACUGAUAUACGGCAUAUUAUCAAUAGAUUAUCUAAGGGAAAGCAGGUCAUCUACAUGAAUUACAGCUUUUAUACACUUGCUUCUGUGGUGAAACGGUUCCUGCUUCGGUUGCCGGGCGGGGUGUUGACAGCGGAGGGAGAGGAACGACUGUUACAGGUGCUCACAAUUGGACACAAGAAAGACCAGCUCCAAAUUGUACACAAUUUCAUUGAGACACUAAGCAAAGCUCACCAGCAGAUUCUGACAUUGUUGUUUGGAACCUGGUUCCGUAUUGUCAGCAACUCGGAGGUCAAUUCAAUGACGGUUGAGGCCCUGGCACGAAGCUGCGCCGGCUCCAUGUUUCAUACAUGUGCAGAGGACCCUGGGAAGGUGGAGCAGGCGAGCCGCAUCAUGCAACUCCUCAUAGAUAACUUCGGAUGUCCGGCAAUGUUUGGACGGGAUAAUAUUGAAUACUUCACAGAAAUAACCAGUACCGGUAUAUUAGUGCGAGAGAAGUUCUGCUACCAGUAUCAAUAUCCAUCGGAUGAAAUUCUACCUCGCCAGGAGUCAAUGAGAUGCUUCAAUAACUACCUUAAGAAGGAGGCUAAAAAGUUUGGCUUUGACCUUGAAAAACAUGAUGUUUCUGAUGACAUCAUCGAGAUGACAAGCACCGGAGGGGACUCCCAGCGUGAGCACGAGCACGCUCCCAGUGAAAGUCCAGAGUCCAGCUCUCCGUUCCCGUCACAUCAUCCAUUCCCAGACAUGGAGGAGUCCGCACUUGGAAACACCGUCAGCACUGUCUCUGCACCCGAGGUCUCGCUCAUGCCAUCACCAGAAGUUUCAAAGCGACCAAAGUCAGUAGAGGAUAAUUUGAAUGAAGUUAAAACAUUUUACCAUAGUCGAAGCUUGAGCCGUUUUAACUCUGUGAAGCGUAAACAGCUGGAAAGACUUCGGCAGCGGUCCGACUGGUUUCUUGGGCCGAACGGGAAGGAGGUGCAGGUGGGGUGUGGGGACAGGGAGCUCCUAUCAAAGAAGGACUCAGUGACCAAAGCAUCCUCAGAGGGCGCUGUGUUGGACGUUCUGUCAGACGUAGAUAGUGUGUUCACAGACAACUCCAGUCGGAGUGAGAGUCCUGCGUCAGAGCCUGUCAGGUGCCAUGCAGGGAAAGGCAGACGUGACUUUAUCCAUAGUGACACGCUAGCAGACCUAAAUGUGCCAGAACUACGUCUCGAUUUCCCAGAAUUAGGAGAUGAUGACAUGACCCAGACAGAGGUCAAGUGUUUCCUGAUGGAGCACAAGUUCGGAGAUGCUAAAAAGGAUUCCUAGCACUUGUGAUAGCACAUCAUUCGUUCACGUGAUGUCACCUUGCCCGGGCUGCACCAUCCAUUCAAUGUACAGGUCACUGAACGGUCAGUUCGGGGCGAGGGGCAUGAUCCUUUAUUUUUCUAUUAUUCUGUCACUAUGACAACUAGCAGCUGACAUUUCAUCCCAUCAGACAUCUCAGCAAUGACAGACAGGAAGUGAACAUCAGUGGUUACAAUGCAGUUGUCAGUUCGGGACAACUGCAGCUAGAAGCAUGGGGCUCCAUUGAAUGCUGUAACUAGGGUAGCACUAGAAUCUCAUGAUAGUCAAGUGUAUAUAAUAACUGUAUAUGUUGCUUCAGAUAGUAGAUAUAGAAGAUAUUUAAUGUUUUACAGCAAUACAAGUGCUCUUUCCAUUGCUCAAGGAAUCUGUAAAUUGACAAGAUAUUACUAGCAAUGACUACAGCUGGGAUUUAUGUAGUCUGGACACCAGGUGGUGUUAUACCAUGAGAGAUUUAACGUUUGUUCCAUACAGUAUCUCACAGAUAGAAAUGCAAACCACUCUAUGGAGCCUCAAGCUUGGUAACAUUGCUAACCAGACCAAUGGAUCUUGAAGUAUUUUUGUCACUGUAUCCAAUAUGCUUUUUUGAGUGGCUUCAUGUAACCUCGUUACAGUUAGGCCUUAAAAUAGUCAUGUGAUAGUCAUGUGAUCUUAGGAGCAUUUUCUUGAUGUCUGUCUUCUUUUACACACAUCAUUUUUGAUGUCCACAUUUUUAGUUUCUGAAAUUAUGUUCGAUUUUACCUGUUAGUUUCUCCAUCUCAUUAAUGUUUGAACCAUAUUUGAUGUGUCACUCACUUAGUACUGUAUGGCUUUUUAUGGAUUCCAAGUUUAGCUUCAAUGUUUUAUAUGAUUGUUUUAUCUUUUAUUGCCUUUCAUUGUUUUGCAAGCAAUUUGAAUGUGGGCUUCUUGUGGGAUUUGUGUUGUAAGUUUUUAAUGUAUGAUUUCUAUGAGAUCAGUCACUUUUAGAAUGAAGGAGACUCCAGAUCGAUGGGGAAGUAGGUGGAGGUGCAUGUGAGGUGUGUAGACAGGGGAUUAUGUGUGUCUGUAUUCACACGUCGUCUGCAGCCUGAGCUGGAUCAGAUACUGUUGUUUGCAUUGCAAUCUAACUCCUCCACAGUUGCCACAGAGAGUACUUACCUGUUCCUGGACCCCUGUGCAACAAGCAAUGGCUUGUAUCACAGGGCACUGAAGUACUUGCAUAUUCAUGGACCAUGUCUCUUCUGUCUUCAAAGGUGGAAUGGUGCAUGAAUAUGUGUGAAUUUCAACAAAACGUUUUGUGGUUGUACGUAGACAACAUACCUACGCAGAUGUAUUCUAGUCAAAGAAGUUCCAACAGACUUGAUUUGUAAUAAGACUAUGGUUGAUCACAUGAUUUGUUCAUAAAACAAUAGUUGAUCUGUAUUAGUAUAUAUUAUGUUAAGAUUACUGUCUUUAAUUGUUUAUACUUCCAAGCCUGUAUACAAACUUUCAUGAAAUAUAAGUUCAAGUGUAUAUGCAAUGAUUGGUGUGCAAACCAGCAAUGCCUUACAGCCAUCUUGGAUUUGAUUCAUUGUACUGGGAAUCUGGUGGCUCCUCUGUAUUACAGGACUCUUGUACAGGGAUUGGGAUAGAGAACUUUGACAAUGGGCCAUUUUCAAGAUUAUUAGCCAUUUUGAAUUGAGAAUGGGCCACUGCCCUUGUAUCAAUAGUAAACUUAGAAAUUUUAAUGGGCCAUUUUUUAUUCUAAUGUGGAAAUGGCCCAUGGCCCCUGCCUUUCCCAAUCACUGCUUGUAUUGGUACAGCCGGCAACGUAGUUGACACCUCUGUUGCUACAGACAGAAUUAAUACAGCUAAAACAACUUAAUGACACUAGCCAACAGUAAGGACAACUAGGCUCUAUUCCUAGAAGCAUCAGCAGCAUGACCAGAAUUUUAGCUGACAUAACUCUUUGAAUCCUCUAGGGAUCAGGCCAAACAUGAAUAACUCUCUGUAUCAAUACAUAAGCCGUAUCAGUUGUCAUCACCCUUACAACGAUGAGUUCAGCUGUAUCAAAGUAAACAAGUAAUUACUCUCUGUGAUGAUGUGGAAUGAUUUUCUUUCCUUUCCAUUUUUUAAAACUAAUGAUAUAACUCUUUUUGAAAAUAUUUUCCUGUUUUAACCUAAGUGACAGUAUUGAAAACGGUGAUGUUGAGAUGCUCUAGAUGUACAGGCUGGGUGAUGAGCCUGCAGCAUGCUCUCAAUUUCAUCUGUUUGGGAAAAACGAUUAAACAUUUGUCAAACUGUUUUGAUUCAAAGUAAUUUGAAAUGUGUUUAAUGUGUUGCUGAAUGAUUUGUCUGUUUGAUCCUUUUAAGGAUGUUUGUGUUUGAAAACUAACCAGUUCGGAGAUCACUGAUUGUACUCACAUUUUAUGUAAUUUUAUCGCCAUAGGGCCAGCUGUCUCAAAUUGAUAUAAGUUGAGAUCUUGUGAAUUCCACCGGGAGGGAGAGAGAAGCUCAGUAAUCCAUAUUUAAACUGUAUUUACCAGCAGGGAUUGGUUGAACUCUCAACCAUUAUAACCAGUCAUAAUGCUGGAAAGUUAUUUUGGAUGAAUAGAAUCCAAUGUUUGUUUCGAGAUUUCAACAAUCCAGUUUUGUUAUGUUAUGUUGAGGAAGUUUUUAUAUUUGCUUGUUUUCAAGUUUAUGACAGGUGAUUCCAAGACAUUCUAUUAUAUACUUUGAAGUUUUAAUCAAACGCAAGUAUCUUAUUUAUGAUUAAGUAAAUCGUGUAUAUUUUCAUUUGUAUCAAAACAAUAUUGUACAGCAGUUGAGAUGUAAACAAUCUAAUUCCUAAUCUAAUUGUAAAUUGACCUUGCCAUGUGGGAGAUGUCAUCUGUCAAUAUUUUGUUUCACAGUCAUGCAAGUUUGAAAUGUGGAAAUAUUUUUGUUUGCCAUUGUAUGGGAAACAAGCAUGCUUAUGAUGGAUUCAGAGAGCCAUGGAGAAUUUAGGAAGUUCAAGGACAAACAGGGGCGUUGUCAAGAUAUUAGAGAUACCUCAAGUCAAGUCAUGUUGUAGUGGCAAGAAAUGGUUGAAAUCAAAGCAAAAUAUUCAGUUGUGAUACAUUGCAGUAGAUUUGUAAGGUUAUUCUUGUCUUUCAUUAACCCUUGUGUUGUUUUACAUCAUCUCAGGACACAGUGAAAAAUGGAUGUGGAUUCUUCGUAUCAGCAUCCUUUGUGAACUGAAUGAAGAUCCUACUCCUUGAGAACAAACUAACGACCUGUACACAAAGGUCCAAUUCUGCACAAUGAUCUUAGCUCUAACAUGAUUUUAGUUCCUAUAAUUUAACAUGGGCUUACAUUAGUUGUAGUGCUGAGAUCGCCUUUCAGAAUGGGCACUGAUGGGUUUGUAUAUGUGAUAAUAUUAUCCAUUUUGCCCUCCAGAUUGGUUGACAUUGGUGUGAGGUAUGUCAUUAUCUUCAUUAUGCUGAACUCUUAUUUUUCGAACUCUUCAUGACUGUUUCGUUGAAGAUGCUGUAAGAGUAUAGGCUAUGUAGCACACAGUGGAUCGGGUGUUCUAUUGUGUCAGCUGGUUGAUUAGAUCAUGAGUUGAAUAUCUUCAAAGCCUCUGUAAGUCAUUCGUUAUCUUGAAAGAGAAGGUUAGAGGAACCUGUCAGAGUAGCAGUCUGUUCAGGGCAUUUUAGUCAAACUGUGUUCCUUCUGAGAACACAGUUGAAGGGAAACGGGACAAUUCACUGAUGAAAGGGUGAUGGGAAAAUAUCCAUGUAUACUGCUCAAAGAAGGUCAAGAAAACCUUCAUAUGACUGUAGUUACAUGUAGGAUUUCUGUGAUUAGUGUACAUUAACAGUCCUCUCCAUGGCUGUCAAAUCCAUUCAUUAAUUUAUUCUACUGUUGAACACCGAGCAGUAUAAUUACUGCUGACAGCAGAAAGUUGAAUGCUGGUAUGCUGAUGAGACCUUUGUUGAAGGGCUGGGUGAGUUGUAUAGCAUGUAGUAUUGGCCUCACCCUUGUACCUACUGGACACUUCGCGUCAAGAAUAUGUACUGCAUGAACUUACAUCUAUACCCUUCUAUAGGGAUGAUACAAAGUCUCCUUGGCUGUUAUAUAUGAACUUUUAUUGUGUUAUGAUUGAUGUUUCCAGUGAAGGAGGAUGGAAGUGAAGUGUUAAGCUACCAUGACACCCCUAGUCACUGACAUUUUGUCACCCCUGUGAGUUUGGUCAAGUCAAGUAUGCUCAUUUUCUACAGAUUCUAGGAAUUGAACAUUCCAGAGUUAAGCGAUGAAGGUGUGUACGGUAUCCAGCUGCCACUUGGCCAGUGCCUGAACAACGUGCACGUGUGAGACAUGGCAUCCGGGAUUGUACGGACGUUUGUUACCUGUCAGGACCUACGCAUUUGUUAGUAAUUGGUGAUCUAUCAGGUCAUUUGACCUGCCUGCACCUGUCUGAUCAUAUCACCCGUGCAAUGUUCAUUUAUCAGGACCUACGCAAUCAUUACCUGUUCGGUCUUGUGGUAUGCACAAUGGUUAAUUGACAGAUUUGAAACUAUAGUUAAAGUAUCAUUUCAAUGGUUGUCAGAUCAUGUGACCUGCAUCAUGGUUGUCAGGUCAUGUGACAUGCACAGUAGUUGACUGUCAGGACAAGCAGAAUGGUUAGCUGACAGGUCAUGUGACAUGCUUGUUGGUUAUCAGGUCGUGUGACAUGCGCAGUGGUUAGCUGUCAUGUCAUGUGACCUGCACAAUGGUUAGCUGUCAUGUCAUGUGACCUGCACAAUGGUUAGCCAUCAGGUGAUGUGACCUGCACAUUGGGUAGCUGUUUGGACCUGUGGUUACUUGUCACAGUCCUGCAUGGAGGUUUGCCGUCCGAUCAUGUGACCUGUACAAUAUGUUGCUGGGCGGCCAUGUUACCUGUGACUGUACAUAAAACUAUACAACAUCAUUGUCCUUCAUAUUUGAAUCAUACUUAUUGUAGUGUAUAGAAUUUUGAAAUGAAUUACUUUUGCAAUUUGAAGUGGACCUUUUGCAUAACACCACAUUAAACUUUGAAUACCUACUUGACUAUGGCAGCUCUACCAUCCAUCAAGCUGCCCACUCAAUUUUCUUACUUUGUACAUUUUCAUGCCCCAAUUUCCUUGUUGGCAUUGUCUUUGAUGGCCCCUUGUCUGUCCAUAACACCCAUCUUGUUGUUGCCUUGCAGCCCUCUUGUUUCUUAUGGCUGUUUGACUUUUAGGAGAACAAGAUCUGAAGUGUUUUGAGUGGCGUUGAAUGCUGUGUUUAUCUUUUGGCAGGCUGGAGGUUCCACUAUACUGUUUCCAUGGUGACAUUAAUUUGUGUCCAUCCAUGCAUACCAUAUAGAGACCUGUGUGUCUGGUGUGAAACAAAAUGUGACUUUCUUUUACCAUCUUACAGUGGUGGAUUUAUGAAAGACGUUUGAUGGAAUUAUUUAGUGAACUCAUGUUCUGAAAACAAUUUGACAUCCUAUAUUUUGAUUCGAUUUGGCUAGGAUCUGUGGCAUUUUUCUCACCUGUUUAUUAAUGUAUAAUCCCAUUGUCUUAUUGAUGUGAUUAUACACGUUCUAAUUGUUAUUCAUUCUCUUGUCUUAGCUUUUGAAACUUUUUUUUUUUGACAGAGCUAGUUAUGAGUUUUGGUUUUAAAUGGCGAUUACAAAAAAUUCUUUUUCUACAUAUUGCCAUGCGAAGUUAGAUUGACCAUAGAUGAGAAACAUGCCACAAAUGUGAGUCCUCUUAUAUCCAGGGAUUUAUCUAGGACUCUGAACCAAUAAUCCUUUGCCGGCAAUUUUGGAAAAAAACAUAAUUAUUAUUUUUUUUCAGAAUUGGGAUCUUUAAGUUUAUCUGUUUGUAGAGGUUAUUUAACAUUGUAGUUUGAGAUUGCAUUCAAGGCAGUAAUAUAGUAUUCAAUCUUCUUUAUUGUCCUUUUAUCAGCGACAUCAAAAUUAACUCUACACAGCCUUAAAAUUAGUUACUGGGAAAUUUAUUACAAAAAUUGGGCAAGUUUUAAAGACAGGUCUAGAUAAAUCCCUGAUAUCUCAGUCAUGUUCACUUUAAUAUUUUUGAACACUUAAGCUUUUGAAAUAUACCAUACUGUACUCAAGAAGUUAAGGAACACCCACUUUUUCAUAUCGCUACAUUUACACUGUUGUCAUGAAAAGAUCAGGUGUUCCUUAACUUCAUUUGAGUAGUAUACUUUCCUAUUCCUUCAUACCAUCACGAUGGAGUAGACCAACUACUUGACAUCCUCUUGUUUUUAAGUGGCACUUACACAAUAUUGUCAGUGAGUUAUGCAGCUAUUCAAUAUUACCGUUUACAUGUACAAUUGAAGGCCUAAAAUAGAAGUGGACAUCCUUCUCAACGUGGUGCGACAUCAUACUUUGUUUUAUAGAAGCAGGUUUUGUUUGCUCAAGUUUAAAUGCUGCACCACGCAUCACCCACCUGAUGAAACCAAACUGACUUUUGUUUUAGGCCUGGCUGUUCAUAACACUGUUCGUUUUUAUCAACAUUUCUUUGAAGGGAAAAGGUAUCCUCAUAAGAUAACCAGUGAAUUAAGUCUUUCCUUAACUUACAAGUUGUAGAUUUUAAUUUAUCUAAAAAUGGUUUGUAUAGUUUGUAAGAUUUGGAUUACAUCACUGUGUCUUGUUAUUGUUUGUUUGGCUGAAGAGAAGAUGUAAACAAGCCACUGCCUGUACAUAUUUCCCAGUGUUGUCUUUAAUAUGGAAUCUAAUUCUAGAAUGUUGAUGCAUUAAUUUACUUCUCAUGUUCAGUUACAACUUACUGUAUUGUAUAGUGUGCCCAGUAUUGGAUAUUGACACAGAUAAUGUGUUAUACAACGCUUUUGUUUCUUUUAGUGAGUUUUAUUUCUACACACUGUCAGUGUUUGUGCACAAUGCCUUGUGUGUUGGUUGUAUUAAUGUGUGUGCGUGUGCGCAAGUUUGUGUGUGUGAGACUGGCAAGUGUGUUACAUUUGAGGCUCAUGCUGAACUGUAGAUUAGCAGCCUUGGCUUCGGUCACAGCGCCAUCUAUGCCAGACCUACUCCUGGCUGCUGAUUGGCUGAGCAGUGUUCCUCUGACCAUGCCUCCUCCUCCUCCUCCUCCCUUCCCUCCCUCCUACUUUCUAUUUCACAGCUUCUUCUCUCCCAGGCUGGGUCUUUUCUAGAAUAAACUUAUACCAAAUA